AGAAAGUCCUAUCUAUUUACAUAGCCGAUUCAACACACAUGCGUCGGUUUAGCGCGCGACUGUCACUGUUUAGCCCUUAGCCCUUAGGUCACACCGACAUUUUGUUCCCAAAUAUAUUGAGCCUGCCCAAACCACAUAGGCAGGGCGAUAGUUUAUAGGAAACCCACCAUUACUUUGGAGCUCUGCAUUCACAGCCUGCUUCUGAGAAUAUUAAGGUGCGACUGGCUGUUGUUUGGGAGCGCUACUUACAGUGGUGCUACUUUAGCCAGCUUCGCCGCCAGAGGGCGAUGCACUCAAUAGGUUAUAUAUUACUUCACAGCUAGGGCACCUUUAGUAUUAUAGACUCAGGGGUUUAGUUCUUCUUUGAAUACGCUGUAUCACAAAUAUUGCAAGGACAGCCUACACACCUUUCUAUCAGGCAAUUCACGCGGCCAUGAGGAUAUUGAUCCUCCUUGGCCUAUGUGGCCUUUGGCUGGGUUCAACAGGCGGCAGUGCCUUUCCCGGAAUUCAGAGCAACUCUGGUCUCGAGUUCAUGCCGCGGUUUACGCGAGUGCUAAAGCAAGACCUGACGAGUGUGGCGACAUACUUGUUGCCGACGCAGCAGCCUCAGCUGUGCGCAGGCAACUGCUGCCAGGCUGACUCGUAUGCAUCACCAUACGGGUUAUUGUAUCAGAAUCACAGUCAGCAGGUGUUUGGUGGGCGGACAUACACAACCUUCUUUUACCAAUUCCACGCGCACCAUGCUUGCGACAGCACGCUGGAUAGGCAGCAGUGCUGCACGGCUACCGCCGACAACGUCUGGAUUGAUGUUGAUCCCACGUUGAAGGUCAAGUACGUCUCGAUGAAUGGCCAGCGGCUGGCAAACUCGGAACAGAAUGAGUAUGGCCUGAAGCUUGGCGCCUUGAACCUGAACGUCGCACAGGCAGUAAGCGGCAUUCCUAUCACCAUCACCGUGGAGGGUGCUGCCGAUGCUCUCUGCCCACCGCCCGGUCUAGCACCCAUCCCUGGUCUGUGCGAGUUGGUGGUCCAAGGGACAUCAGCGUCAAACCCGAACGCCUGCUGCCCCUCUACAAUUACGGAGAAUUCUGACACAGCCUUCCCAGCCCCAGACCACGCCUUCCAGUGCUCAGCUAGCCUUGAUAACAGCCCAUUCCAACUGGUGUUCGAUGGCGUGUCCGCGCCGCUGGUUGUUGCUGGUCAGCAGUACGUGUCGUACAACUUCCGCCUCGCCGCUACAGACUCGUGCACUGCUGACAGCGUCACUGACUGCUGCAACGCGCAGCUAGCCUACAUCGACCUCAAGGUCACUGACCUGCCGAUCACGGCGGUUCAACUUGACGGCAAGAGCGUCACCUUCACCACUUCCACCUGGAAUGAGCCCAACAGCGCAUCGUACCGUUCGUUGGUAGUGGACAACCUCAACCUCGUUGCUGACGACUUGGGCAACGCCGGCCUGCCCCUGACGGUCACUGUGCGUCUGCCAACUGGUAGCUCCGGCAACGUGGAUCUCUGCGACGCUUCGUCCGACCCCACCCAGGGCGCGUGCAACUACUACCUGCACUCUGAGGACGGCUUCUGCUGCCCGUCAGGCCUGGCGCUGCCGGCCUCGUCGGUCCCUCCGCCUCCCGCCGGCACCUGCGCCCCUGCCACCAACGUGCCUGCCUCGGAGGCCUCCAUGUCCCUGCAGUACUACGAGAGGAUGUCCUCUUCUGCGACGACUACCUUUGCCUUCCUGCUCGCCAACCACAACCCAAGCAGCGGCUGCGACAAGCCGUACUGUGCGGAUGUCUGCUCGUGGACGCUAUAUUUGGACCCCUCGGUUGCAUCCCAGGUGGCUGUGGGCCAUGAGAACCCCGCCAACAAUGGCCGCCAGAUCAUUCAGGGCGGCGCUACAGCCAGCCUAACCUUCACGUAUGGACCUGCUGGCGAGUCGACCACCAACUUCUACGUCACGCUCCCCGCCGGCGGCAAGGGGCUGUCCGACCUUUGCGCACGCAACGCACUGCCCGGUCAGGGCUCCAAGGCUUGCGCAGCUGUCGUGCGCAGCAGCAGUGUCUACAUCAUGGUCUUCUUUGACGAGUCGGAUGUUAUCAUUGUUGCUGGUAGCAGCCCGCCGCCUGCCCUGCCCACUUGCGCGGACCCGAGGCCUUUGUCUGAUUCGUGCCUCACCGUCCAGCCUGCGCGGUACAACACUCUGCAGUCGUCGUCCGUCUUCGAGUUCGCGGUUUCCCCAGCCUCUAGCAGCGCUGCCUGCGUGCCACCCUCGCCGCCUGGCAACUCGGCGACGGUGCAUCUGCUGCUCGCGCCCGCAAUCGUUGACCAGCUCACGACUCGCGGUAACAUCCUGCCUGCCACUGGUCUCACGCUGGAUCGCACCGAUGGCGUACGCUGGACUGUCUCGUCUACUUCUGCGGCGAACAUGACGUUCCAGGUGCAGGGUCCUUUGAGCAUUGCUGAGGUGUGCCGGCAGGGCGUUACCAGCGACCAGCCUAGCAAGACUUGCGUGGUUGAGGUCAUCGGCGACAAUGGCUGCUUCCGCGGUUAUGUUGGCGCCGUCGCUGACGGUCUCCUGGUCUGGGUCAGCCCCAGCAGCUCCGGCAGCAAGGGGGUCAGCGUGGGCGUCGUGGUCCCAGCUGUUGUGGUUCCAUCGGUGGUGCUGUUGCUGGCUAUCGUGCUG
This is a messenger RNA of Astrephomene gubernaculifera, 2677 nucleotides long. The record is from the annotation of a GenBank genome assembly. Lineage: Eukaryota; Viridiplantae; Chlorophyta; Chlorophyceae; Chlamydomonadales; Astrephomenaceae.